AUGGCAUUAUAUUACAAUUUAGUAUUUGGUUUGUUAGUCAUUGAAAUGGUAUUCUUUGGAAUACUUUCAUUACCAUAUCCAAGAAAAGUAAGAAGAUCUAUUUUACAAACAGUAUCAGCACCUUUCAGAAAUGAACAAUUUCAAAUCGCAUUAAAAUGUGUUUUAGGUUUUGUUGCUGUAUUGUUCAUUGAUUCAGUCAACAGAGUAUAUGCAGUCACUACUGAAUUACAUUCUGCUACUCAGGCUCAUCCUGGUUCUUCUAUAAUGAAUGAUAGAUCAGAAAUUCAAGCUAGAAGAUUUUAUGCACAAAGAAACAUGUAUUUGUGUGGAUUCACUUUAUUUUUAACAUUAAUUUUAACUCGAACUUAUAAUUUAGUUGUAGAAUUAAUUGCAACUAAAGAUAAAGUGGAUGAAUUGAAACAUGAAGAGUCUAGCAAUGUAAAAGCUGUAUCAGAUGGUGAUAAUGAAGAGCUCGAAAAAUUAAGAGCUCAAUUGGCUGAAAAAGAUGAAACUUUAGAAUUAUUGAAAAAUCAAGCUUCUAGUUUAAACAAAGAUUAUGAUGAAGUAUCGGAAUUAAAGAUUAGAACAUAA
Lodderomyces pseudojiufengensis is the source of this 591-nucleotide messenger RNA. RefSeq lists its product as uncharacterized. The record is from RefSeq and is a predicted model, not a curated record. NCBI's taxonomy places the organism in Eukaryota, Fungi, Ascomycota, Pichiomycetes, Serinales, Debaryomycetaceae. Gene Ontology annotation, biological process: endoplasmic reticulum to Golgi vesicle-mediated transport; intracellular protein transport. The transcript has a single exon. The coding region runs from base 1 to 591 and encodes 196 amino acids. Gene Ontology annotation, cellular component: endoplasmic reticulum; endoplasmic reticulum membrane.